This is a messenger RNA of Bombina bombina (fire-bellied toad), 4067 nucleotides long. RefSeq names its product transporter 1, ATP binding cassette subfamily B member (gene TAP1). The transcript has 12 exons. The coding region runs from base 329 to 2503 and encodes 724 amino acids. The record is from RefSeq and is a predicted model, not a curated record. Gene Ontology annotation, molecular function: ABC-type oligopeptide transporter activity; ATP binding; ATP hydrolysis activity. Gene Ontology annotation, biological process: transmembrane transport. Gene Ontology annotation, cellular component: membrane. NCBI's taxonomy places the organism in Eukaryota, Metazoa, Chordata, Amphibia, Anura, Bombinatoridae.
UAAUUCUGAGCACUCACCAGGUGUUUUGCAGAUCUCUAGUGACAAUAGCUCUGCAGGGAGAGGAAUGAUCAGAGCCCAGGACAGCGUUAUAACCAAGCUCUGGAGAGCUUCACAAGAGAGUACAGGCAGAAUACAGCAGUUUAGCAGAGCUAAUGUAUUUGUUGUGCAGAGGGCGGGUAUGGAGAGCUUUUUCUUUCACUUUCAUUUUACUGAAGAUCCAGGGGAUUACCAGCUUCAUUUUGUUCAUUAGAGAUACAGCUUCAUAACCUGUACGGGACAGACAAGGUGCAUCUGACAGACAGCAGACACCGGACAGGUUUCCUCCAUCAUGCAUUUGCUCUGGAUGUUCACCUCCUUCGUCCUCCUAGAUAUUACCACUCUUAGCAUUGGGAGAGUAUUCGUCAAUGACUUCCCGGGCCUUGAUAGCCCCCUCCUCCAGACUUGGUUGGUGAGUCUGGUACGGUUGGUGAUCCUGAACUUGAGUGUUUGUCUGAUGAGCUCUUACUGCAAGAUACCCCUAUGGCUACAGGGAGAAGUACUUCCCUUGUCUUGUUCAGUUCUCAGCCUCUUGGUUCCUUCAAGCGUAACAUUAAGCGCCCUACUCUCACCACAUAACAGCGCAGAGGUUUUGUAUGGCUGUUGGUGCUGGGACCUAUUUAUAUUGAGUUAUCUGUUCACUAUGACCUCAGCUGUUCUGUGGCAUAAUCUCUUUCCCAAAUUUGAGAAGGAAAACAUAGAGGAGAAGACUUCAGGUUCAGUGGGGAGAUUACUUGUCCUUUUGCGGCCCUACAUUCUCAGAUUCCUACUGGUGGCAGUUUUUCUGGUACUCUCGUCAUGGUGGGAGAUGGCCAUACCCACUUAUACAGGGCGUAUGACAGACUGGAUCCUCAACAAGGAAGACCCUUCAGCCUUUAACAGAGCCAUCACCGCUAUGAGUAUGAUCACAAUAGCUAGUACUGUGACCGAAUUUUUCUGUGACUGUCUCUACACCAUUACUAUGAGCAAGAUACACACUUGCACCCAAGGACAGUUGCUUCGAUCUAUCCUGAAGCAAGAAAUUGCAUUUUUUGACUCAAUAUCUACAGGUGACCUUAUGUCUCGAGUUACUACGGAUACUGCUGCAAUGAGUGAAAGUCUGACCAGUGAUUUGAGUCUUCUGAUGUGGUAUUUUAUGAGAGCCAUCUUCCUCAGCUAUUACAUGCUUAUUUUGUCCCCAAAGCUGACACUCUUUACAAUCCUGUGUCUUUGUGUCAUCACACUAGUGCCAAAGCUUAUGGGCAACUUUUAUCAGAAACAAGCUGUGAAAGUCCAAGAAUCUCUCUCUAAAGCCAACCAGGUAGCUAUGGAAACUAUUUCUAACAUGAAGACUGUCAGAAGUUUCGCUAAUGAAGAAGGCGAAUGUCGACGCUAUGAGUCAAAGUUGCACGACACCUUCCAACUCAACAAAAGAGAAGCCGUUGCCUAUGGAUGUUCCAGUUUAGCCAACAGUAUGACCAGUCUGGCUCUGAAAGUUGGAAUUCUCUAUUUUGGGGGUCGUCUGGUGACCCGUGGAGAGGUCAGCGGAGGCAGUUUGGUGUCAUUUGUCCUGUACGAACUUCAGUUUACUUCAGCAAUAGAAGUGCUAAUGAGAUUUUAUCCCGAUGUCAAAAAAGCAGUGGGGUCUUCUGAGAAGAUCUUUGAGUACAUGGACCGGAUCCCCAAGAUAACCCUUUCAGGAAAUCUGACUUCUACCAUAAAAGGACACGUCCAAUUCCAGAAGGUCAAAUUUGCUUAUCCCACACGUACAGAUACUCUGGCUCUACAGGAUGUAUCAUUUGAACUUCGACCAGGUGAAGUUACAGCUUUGGUUGGCUCUUGUGAUGCAGGAAAAUCCACCAUUGUGCAGCUACUGCUGAGGUUUUAUGAACCACAAGCUGGUAAAAUUCUUCUAGAUGGAAAGCCUUUGUCAGAAUAUGAAAACAGUUAUUACCGGAAGAAGGUUACAGUGGUGAGUCAGGAGCCAACUCUCUUUGCCCGUUCCUUGCAAGACAACAUUGCCUAUGGGAUUGGUGAUGUACCUUGUGAUACUGUGAAACAAGCCUCUGAAAUGAUGAACGCUCACGGCUUCAUAGAAAGCAUGGCUGAUGGAUAUCGCACAGAUGCUGGACAGAAAGGUGGUCUUCUCUCUGGGGGGCAGAAGCAGCGUGUGGCCCUGGCAAGAGCUCUGCUGAGAGAUCCUCAGGUCUUGAUUCUGGAUGAUGCCACAAGUGCUCUGGAUACAGAGAGUGAGCAUAAGGUGCGGAGCACGCUUUUUGAUGGCCCUCGACAUAGGACGGUACUGAUCAUUUCUCACAGGAUCAGCAUGGUGGAGAAAGCAGAUCAGAUAUUAGUCAUGGAAGGUGGUCGUAUCGUGGAGCAGGGGAAGCAUGAAAGGCUAUUGGCUAAGAAGGGCAGCUACUGGAAACUAUGGGACAAAAAUCUCAGCAGUUUCCAAAGGAAACAAGAAACUACUGAAAAUCUGUAGGGCGUUGGCCCCCGAUAAAUUAAGCUGUGUCCCAACAGAUCCCAUAAUGCUCAGUUUGUCUUUAUGACAACAUGAUCACAAGACAUUUGUUGCUGUCCCAAAUAACAUUGUUAACUUAUGGAUUUAAUGUCCUAAAUGGUGCCACGGGUGUCAUAAAAUGUGUUGUCAUUGGGCACAAAAAAAAUAUUUUGAAGACUCCAUAAUUAUUAGAAAGAUUGUAGUUCUAGAUCAUGUUUAAUUUAUUAUGGACCUUCUGGUGAAGGACAUUGUACUUGCUUUACUUCAAGAUCAUAUCUAAUUUAUUAUGGAGCUUCUGGUGUAGGACAUUGUACUUGCUUUAGUUCUAGUUCAUGUCUAAUGUAUUAUGGACCUUCUGAUGUAGGACAUUGUACUUGCUUUAGUUCUAGAUCAUGUCUCAUCUAUUGUGGACCUUCAGAUAAAGGACAUUGCACUUGCUUUAGUUAUAGUUCAUGUCUCAUAUAUUAUGGACCUUCAGCUGAAGAACAUUGCACUUGCUUUAGGUCUAGUUCAUGUCUCAUCUAUUGUGGACCUUCAGAUGAAGGGCAUUGCACUUGCUUUAGUUCUAGAACGUCUCAUCUAUUAUGGACCUUCUGGUGAAGGACUUUGCACUUGCUUUAGUUCUAGAACAUGUCUCAUUCUAUUAUGGACCUUCAGAUGAAGGACACUGCACUUGCUUUAGGUCUUUUCACACAAAAAAUGUGCCAGCUAUCCAAAGCACAAACUAAUUACAUAAUAUAGCAUAUAUUUAUGUAAUGAUUAUUUGUGCAAUAAACAUUGAAAUAUUUUAUUUUAAGUUAAUUUGUCUUAAAUUUUAGCUGGGUAGUGAAUAAAAUCAACCAGGUGGAACGACCAUUAAAAAAGUCCUUGGAGAAAACACAAUAUAUUCUACCUUAAUUGCACUAGUAUUUAAUUAAAGGGUUUUGAAACCUAAAAUGUUACUUUGUGAUUUAGACAGAGUACAACAUUUUAAACAAAGUUUCCAUCCAAUGUACUUCUAUUAUCAAAUGUGCUUCAUUCCCAUGAUAUUCUGCGUUGAAGAGAUACCUAGGUAGGCGUCUAGAGCACUACAUGACAGGAAAUAGUGCUGCCAUCUAGUGUUCUUGUAAAUGGAUAACAUUCUUGCAAAACUGCUGCCAUAUAGUGCCCCAGAAAUGGACCCGCUCCUAAGCAUUACGUCCCUGCUUUUCAACAACAGAUCCCAAGAAAAUGAAGAAAAAUUUAUAAUGGAAGUAAAUUAAAAAGUUGUUUAAAAUCGAAUGCACUAUCUGAAUCAUGAAAGGUUUGAGUUUUGUUGUGCUGUUCAUACGUUGUUAUGUUAGAUGUUUCCCUUGAUAUUCCUUCUACCAUUUGAACAUUUCCAUAGAACAAAUGUUAGCAUAUUAAUAACAAAUAUAACAUAUGAAUAUUUACUAUAACACUCAAAUAUUAACAUGGAAUAUUUGAAUUUAAAUGGUUUAUUUUAUUAUUUUUUUUAACUUUUGUAUAUGCUGUUUUAUCGUUGAUGCUUUGUUGUUUAAAUAAAAUAAGUAAUUUGUUUAAUAUA